Messenger RNA from Euleptes europaea (tarantolino), 453 nucleotides. RefSeq names its product receptor activity modifying protein 1 (gene RAMP1). Gene Ontology annotation, molecular function: coreceptor activity. Gene Ontology annotation, cellular component: signaling receptor complex; cell surface; membrane. Bases 1 to 453 code for a protein of 150 amino acids. Gene Ontology annotation, biological process: cellular response to hormone stimulus; receptor internalization; regulation of G protein-coupled receptor signaling pathway. The transcript is spliced from 3 exons. The record is from RefSeq and is a predicted model, not a curated record. NCBI's taxonomy places the organism in Eukaryota, Metazoa, Chordata, Lepidosauria, Squamata, Sphaerodactylidae.
AUGGCCCCACAGGUCGUGGGCAUUGGCACCUGGCAGGAGGGGGGGCUGGGCUGGGCAGCCCCUUGCCUAACAACGGUCAAUGGAUGCCAUGAAGCCGUCUACGGCAGCUUCAUCCAGGAAUUCUGCUUCAGCAAGUUUAAAUCUGACAUGGGAACCCUCAGGCAGAUGCUGUGGUGUGACUGGGAUAAAACCUUGGGCUGGUAUUGGGAACUUAUCAACUGUACCGUCCUGGUAGCUUCAAAACUGGAUUGCUACUGGCCAAACCAACUAGUGGAUGAGUUCUUCCUAGCCGUUCACCAGCACUACUUCAAAGCCUGUCCUGUCUCAGGGAGGUCUUUGCGCGACCCCCCUAAUACCAUCCUGUGCCCGUUUGUUGUGGUUCCCGUCUUUGUCACUCUUCUCGUGACGGCGCUGGUGGUGUGGCGAAGCAAGCGCAGUGAAGGGGUUGUCUAA